Messenger RNA from Rhizophagus irregularis DAOM 181602=DAOM 197198, 3101 nucleotides. RefSeq lists its product as uncharacterized. NCBI's taxonomy places the organism in Eukaryota, Fungi, Glomeromycota, Glomeromycetes, Glomerales, Glomeraceae. The record is from RefSeq and is a predicted model, not a curated record.
AUCAUUUUUCUGUGUACUGAUAAAUUAUUUUUUUUUCUGUAUUACGUCAUUACGUCACAAGAGUCUACCAGUAAGUAACAAAAUGAACAAAUUGGAAUUGUCCCUAAAUUGUUUGAUUCUAGGUCAAACUUUGAGUAAAUGUUUCUGCGUAGAUAUUGGCGAAAUAAAUUUAAUUGAUAAUGGAUUUGAAGUCACAUUUGCCGAUUUUAAAGUUUCACAUUUAAUAGAUAAGAUUUUUCUUCGAAAAAAUUUAAUUCAAGACAAAAAUGAAAUGGAUAUUCAUAAAGUUGAUAGCAAGAAGGUUAAUGAUGAAAAAAAUAAUCUUAAAGGAUUUACCAAAGAUGAUAUCAAAAAUAAACUAAAUGGUGAGUUGUUGACGCCUAUGCUCAAGCUUACGAGUUGUUUUAAUACUGAAGAAAUGGAUCAAGAGGGCAUUAAUAUCUUCAUAGUCCUCACCCCCACUGCAGGUCCUUCACGAGGCGUUGCGCAAGGACCUAACUGGCGCAAUACUUCUUCUAUCUACGAGUGGAUACAAGAAUUCACACUGAACCGUGGUAAUAGCCGACUCGUCAAUACCUAUGGUAAAAACUUUGAACUUUAUCAACGGGAAGACACAAUCGAAACCCUAUGGAAACUGAUUAAAGAACGAUAUCCAUAUCGUAAUGAUGACGACAAAGGCAAUCAUCCAAUCCCCGUUUUAGCCGGUGGACCUGGAACUGGAAAAAGCAGAUUUCUUGAUGAAAUCGAAAGAUUGCUUUGGCGUUGUAUCAAUGAAUCUGAUGAGGAAAUCCGUAAUGGUUUUGCAAACAUGGUCGUCAUAAACACCACUUAUGGGAAUGGAUCCCCUGCUAGUAGUCAUGAUUCAAGAAUUAUUGGUAGCGAGUCAACAGAAAUAAUUAACGGCCAGGCAUCUUUUGCGUUGCGUAUUCUAUUUGAGUACUUCCAACCACAAAACGAAACUGGUGAACUCUCUUUUCCCCAAUUUAACACACUAUGUAGUAAGAAAGCUGUUGACUUUACUCUAGACACUGCUCUCCGAGUUAUAUACGCUGACUUUAUUAGUAAACAAAGGAAGCAAGAAACAAGUUCUUGUCCUCCACUAGUCCUGGUCAUUGGAAUCGAUGAGUUCAACAAUUUGCACGAUAUACAAAAAGGAGCCUGUAAAGAACUUAUAAAAACUAUUGGAGGAGUUAUGUGUAAACCACCUGCAAACAUUUUUUUCAUUCCCAUCCUAGCUGGAACGAUUGAAGGGGCCAUAAGUGAUUAUAUUUCAGGUUCUAUGCACGAACCAAUUCUCCUCCCACUACGCUUACUUAAUAAUGAUGAUGCAAUUAGCAUUGGUAAGAGGAUGAAUCUGUUUGAUGAUGAUUAUGUCUGUCGGAAUCCAUAUUUUCGAAUCAGCAUUAGUGAUGUUGGAGGACAUGUAAGAACAUUGGAGUAUUACUACAGUAAUUUUGCGAAACAGAAAGAUGACAAGAUGAAACUAGCGACAGAAACAGAAACAGGAGAGACAGGUCUUUAUGACGUGAAUAUUGGAAAAGUCAUGGAAUACGUCAAACAUAAGAUUGUAAAUAAAUAUCAAAUUAAUAGAUAUUCAAGUCAUUUGUCAGUACCUCUCGCAAAGGCCAUAUUGGGCUUUCCGGUUGGUAAAGUGGAUGCUGUUAAAAAAGAGAAUGUGAAAGACGAAGGAAAACAUCAAACACAUCAAACCUAUGAGGAACUUGUUUCAAUGGGACUUAUUAACCUGGUUCCGGCAGGGGAAAAAUACCUUAUUCGUUUACCUUACCUAUGGGUAUGUGCAAUCGCUGAAUGUUCCUCUGACCCUGAUUUGUCGAAUUGGAAAUCCAUGUUACAAUAUGAUGAUCCGAUUAAUUGGCAGAAUUUUGAGGAUUUUAAUGCCAAAUUCUUGGCAUUGCGCCUCGCUCUUUUUCGUUUACUAGGAUAUGAGGAAAUUAUUUUGAAGGAAUUUUUAAAGGGUGCAGAUUUCUCGCAUAGUUUUCCGGAUGUUAAAGUUGUAUUACCUGAAACUAGAAAUAUCAAAUUGUACAAAUUAUUACAUCGAUAUCCAGUCGCUAAAACUUACAAGAAUCAAGAAGCGAAAUAUGAAAACUUGAAAGAAAAGAGAAAUGGUUAUUUCGACCUUGAUUUACUGCAAAAUGAUGAUAUCAAGAAAUACACUGGUUGUGUCUUUCUUAAUGUGUCUGGAGCACCUUGGGAUGUCUUUGGGCUUCUUAAAUGUGGAAGUUCAGAGUCUGAAAUUUGUUGCGUAGCUCAGCAAUUGAAACUAACUACUACUACAAAUGUUGUCAUCGAUCAAAAGUUAUUUAAAAAUGAGCAUAAAAAGGUUAUUAAAAAUAUGGAGGAAGUUGACACAAAAAAUUGGGUUUUGUUAUUCUUAACAAACGCAGACCAGAAAGACAACCUCUCUGUAAGUGAUAGUCCGAAUAGCGCAUUAGUAUCCAUAGAAAAAAUGCAAGAAUUUUAUGGAUAUACAUAUGCAAGUCGAGCACAAUUUGCGUCUGCAAACGAUAAAAUAUACUUUAAUUCAGCACCUGUUGAAUCACUCAAACUUAUUGGAUUUAGCGAUAAAGAUAACGUUUAUAUACGUAUUGAACGCAAAAAACGCCCCUUCACUAGUCUGAAUGAUAUAAAAGAAAGGCUCGACAUUGAAGAAGAUAAAUUUAAGAAGUUAAAGUUUGAUAGAGUUGAAUUUAAUUAAAUAAUCUCGAAAAUCAUCUAUAUUUAGCAGUAUUCCCUUUUCUGAUGUACUGCUGUAAUCUAGAGAAAAUUAAACUUAUAUGAAUAAUGACUGCAAUACCGGUUUAAAUUUUCUGAAACUUAAUUAUUGCUAAUAUAAAAUUGAAACUGACUCUAGCUAAAUUAAUUUAUGAUAAUUAAAAAUAACGGAGUAGCAGACGUUUAAGAGAGAAACAUCUCGAGCCAAGUAAUAAACAAAUGUAUUGUUACACUCUGUUGUUGUUUAAUGAAAAAAAAAUUAGAGAUAUAAUAGUUGAAUAAAUAGUAGUUUAACUUUUUUCUAUUUCUCUACUUCAUUUUUAAACAAAAUGGUAAUAAAUUCAUAAUUAUGUAGUAUGUAUUUG